This is a messenger RNA of Oncorhynchus gorbuscha (pink salmon), 1081 nucleotides long. Its product is annotated as parathyroid hormone-related protein-like. The coding region runs from base 452 to 1012 and encodes 186 amino acids. The transcript has 3 exons. Gene Ontology annotation, biological process: osteoblast development; adenylate cyclase-activating G protein-coupled receptor signaling pathway; bone mineralization. The record is from RefSeq and is a predicted model, not a curated record. NCBI's taxonomy places the organism in Eukaryota, Metazoa, Chordata, Actinopteri, Salmoniformes, Salmonidae. Gene Ontology annotation, molecular function: hormone activity; peptide hormone receptor binding. Gene Ontology annotation, cellular component: extracellular region.
AUGAUGCUACAGGAGAGCACUUCACAAGACUGUUACAGGAGCUAUCGGCAUAACAGAAGCUGAUGUGCUGCAGUCUGAUGUGCCUCACUUUUUUUCUUCAUUUUAUCAUUCCUUUUUCAUUGGGAUUUGUGAGAUAAAUAAUGACCUAAAUAUACAGGAGAUAUUGGGAAGGUAGCUGGCUAGACCAGUCUCAAGGGGGUUUCCCCAUGUUACCCUCUCGCUGAAGGUCUUACUCUGAACCAUAUAGAAUUGGGCAGAAUAAAUACGAGUUUCUUAUUUUUUUGUGAAGAUAUCUCUAUUUUGGAUCUUAGAACGUUUGGAAAGAAAUCUCUAUUUGGGAUCUUUGGAAAGUUUGCAAAGAUAUCUAUUUUUGGGGAAUUUGCAAACUGGAGAAAACCUUUUUGUGGAUAACUUGUUUUGGAAAUCUACUCCAUAGUUCCAGACUUCCAGAAUGCUGUGUUCCAGGGGCAUGCUCCAGCAGUGGAGUCUAGCUGUGUUCCUGCUGUACUCUUCUGUCCCUCUCUACGGGAGACCCCUCGAUGCUCUCACUAACAGAAUGAGGAGGUCAGUGAGCCACGCCCAGCUGAUGCACGAUAAGGGCCGUUCCCUGCAUGAGUUCAAGAGACGGCACUGGAUCCAGGAACUACUAGACCAAGUCCACGCGUCCGACAGCGAGCGAGCCCCGGCUCCCCAGAGCAGGACCAGUGCUAAUGAGUGUCACAGCACCUUCAGCGGAAGCGCCCUAUCCCCCCCCAAACCCUCUGGAGGGACCAAGAACCUCCCCCUGAGCUUCCGGCUGGGAGGGGAGGGGAGCAACCUCCCCCAGGAGACCAACAAAUCUGUGGCCUACAAACAACAACCUCUGAAGGUGGUCACCAAGAGGAAAAAGAAGGUGAAGGGGGAGAGAGGGAGACGGAAGGAGAGCGAGAAGAGGAGGAGGAGGGCUCGCUCUGUAGUCACAAGUCUUACGACACAAAGAGAGGAGUUACAGAGGACACAAGACACUGUGUGACAAACAUACUUCCUGAUGUAGCCUUUGGGUGGCGCUGCACUAAGGACUCUGACCGACAAAGAUUCCAGC